AUGGGUCGCCUCGGCACCGCGACGCUCGUGGCCCUCGCGGCCUGCCUCCUCUACUGCGCGGCGUCCGCCGGCGCCGGGCCGACGACUACGGACCUCGGGGCGGUGCGGGCGGUGCCGUGCGACGGGACGCUGGGGCAGUGCGCGGUGGCGAGCGACGAGGAGCAGGAGGUGGGCGGCGGCGACGCGCUCCUGCGGCGGGCGCUGGCUGCGCGGAAGCCGACCAACCGGUACAUCAGCUACGCGGCGCUGCGCGCGGACCAGGUGCCGUGCAACCAGCGCGGCCGCUCCUACUACAGCAACUGCGCGUCGCAGCAGGCCGCCAACCCCUACCGCCGCGGCUGCUCCGCCAUCACCCGUUGCGCACGCAACACCAACUGA
Miscanthus lutarioriparius is the source of this 378-nucleotide messenger RNA. Lineage: Eukaryota; Viridiplantae; Streptophyta; Magnoliopsida; Poales; Poaceae. The record is from the annotation of a GenBank genome assembly.